AGAGUCAAAUGUGGGAGUUGACCUGGAUUAAACAGCAGCUGACUUUAACUCCACCAAACUAAAUGUUCUGCUGGCUCUGCACACUGAAAACAGUCAUUUUACUGCAGUGACAUGGAGCAAAGACAGCAAGGACUCCUGGGACAAGAGCCAGUCCAGGAAGUGGAGGAAGACAAUACCAUAAUGGAAGAAGAUAGAGAGGAAAUGCAAAACGAGCUGACCAAGUUGGAGGAAGAAAUUGUCACAUUGAAACAAGUGCUGGCCUCCAAAGAGAAGCAUCAUGCUGAGCUGAAGCACAGGCUGGGCAUGUCGACGUUAAGUGAGCUGAAACAGAACCUAAGCAGGAGCUGGAACGACGUUCAGUCAAGCACAGUAUAUAAAAAGACCUCAGAGACCCUGAGCACAGCAGGCAGUAAGACCACAUCGGCCAUCAGCAACCUGGGCACGGCCAUCAGCAGAAAGUUUGGGGAUAUGAGGAACUCACAGAGCUUUAAGUCCUUUGAGGAGAAGGUUGAAACCACGGUUUCGAACAUUAAGACGAAGGUCGGAGGGAGUGCUAGUGGAGGAAGUUUCGAGGACGUGCUCUCAUCAGCAGCUCAGGCCAGCGCUCAGAACAACGGCCCCACAGCCUCCGCUAACGACCUGAGAGAAAACAACCAGUGCUAAUGAGACCAGACCAGAUUUGCUAAGAAAUGUACAGACUUCUAGAUGACUGGAGAUGGAGCUCUGGUGCCCCUCUGUGGCCAGGAGAAUACACCACCUUUAUAGGAAAGAGAACUUUAAAGUUAAGAAUGAAGUACUAACCAUGACCAAACUUUUCACUUAGGCUGUGUUCUAAUAUGCCCGAACCAGUUUACCUUGGGAUAACUUCCACUGCUUAAUAGCCAAUUGAGAUAUGUUAGAAAUCCAUUUAAAGGCCCACGGGAACGACCAAAAUUUACCUGGAAGGCAUCAGGAUCUGAUGCAUUUUCCUUGUUGAAACCUUAAGCAAAUGGUGGUCAAAAGUGAUGAUUCAAAAAAAGAGCAUUAAAAUGGGCAAAAUUUCCAAAAUAUAAUAUUUGAUCUGGAUAUCGAUGCUUGACACCAGCCUUUUGUUUAGUUUUAAUAACUUCGUAGGUUUUCUAUAAGCUCGUACUGUACGUCUGGUUUCCAGCUCAUUGCAUUAAGAUCCUUAGAUUAAAAACUCUUUUUUUUUAUUAUUUAUGUUUUUUAACUAGCCUGUAAAUCUACGCUUUUGGUUAGCACGUUUGGCUCGCACCUCCAGGGUUGUGGGUUCGAUUCCUACCUCCGCCCUGUGUGCACGGAGCUUGCGUGUUCUCCCCGUGCUUCGGGGGUUUCCUCCCCCAGUCCAAAGCCAUGCAUUGUAGGCAGAUUGGCAUUUCCAAAUUGUCCAAAGAGUGUGAAUGUUUGUGCAAUUGUGCCUGCGAUGGGUUAGCACCCCAUCCAGGGCGUCCCCUGUGUAACAAAAUGGCUGUUCAAAACUAUUCAAAGUCCAAUUGGCAGUAAAAGCAACCCAAUACAACCUCAGUACAACCUACUGAGCUUUCAGCUGGAGAAAGGUUAAGGCAUUUUGUCUGUGAUGAGUUGAUUGUUCCUCUGGUGUAUAAAACAAAAUAAAAAAAAUCUUAUAACA
Molecule: messenger RNA, 1630 nt
Organism: Ictalurus furcatus (blue catfish)
Lineage: Eukaryota; Metazoa; Chordata; Actinopteri; Siluriformes; Ictaluridae
Gene: tpd52l1
Product: tpd52 like 1
Exons: 6
Coding region: 112-663 (183 amino acids)
Biological process (GO): positive regulation of apoptotic signaling pathway; positive regulation of MAP kinase activity
Cellular component (GO): cytoplasm
Source: RefSeq, a predicted model, not a curated record